This is a messenger RNA of Sebastes umbrosus (honeycomb rockfish), 1215 nucleotides long. RefSeq names its product M1-specific T cell receptor alpha chain-like. The record is from RefSeq and is a predicted model, not a curated record. Lineage: Eukaryota; Metazoa; Chordata; Actinopteri; Perciformes; Sebastidae. The coding region runs from base 16 to 417 and encodes 133 amino acids. The transcript has 5 exons.
GUUGGAAAUGAUAAGAUGAUCUUCGGCAGCGGCACUAAACUUCAUGUUAAUGACAAAGAGGAGUACAAGCCGUCCUUCUACAAGCUGUCUGACGGUGAGACCACAGCAUGUCUGGCCACCGGCUUCAGCCAUCUGCAGGCAGCAAACAUUACACAUAUUGACAUCUUCAUAAACACGAGUGCCGUCCGAAUAGGCGAAGAUUCGCUGUUCAACGAGGUGGCUUUGUUGUCUAAAGGCGAUGAGGACAAAUGUCAACGAGCUGAAGAUGGAGCUGCGUCUGAACUGUGUGAAGACACUCUGGAACCAGAUGCCAAGGUGAACCUGAUGUCUCUGACCAUCCUGGGCCUCAGGCUGCUGUUCCUCAAGACCAUCGUCUUCAACGUCCUGUUGACCCUUCGUCUGUGGAUCAGUCACUGAACCAGACGACGGAUUCACAGAGCGACGUCCUGAUGGACGUGAUGAAGUCUUCUUCCAUCAGUGUCUCAUACGUCUGUUUUAUAUAUAUAUAUAUACACAGUAUAUAGUAUAGUAUAGGAACGUCUAUCAGUAUGUUAACCUGUUAAUAUCAUCAGCGUCCUGUAUAACUUGUUAACCCGCUAAUAUCUGUAUUACAUGUUAACAUUUUAAUAUCUGUAUGACCUGUUAACCCUUAACGUGUUAAUAUCUGUAUGACCUGUUAACAUGUUAACGUGUUAACAUGUUAAUAUCUGUAUGACCUGUUAACGUGUUAAUAUCUGUAUGAGCUGUUAACGUGUUAACGUGUUAGUAUCUGUAUGACCUGUUAACGUGUUAAUAUCUGUAUGACCUGGUAACGUGUUAACGUGUUAAUAUCUGUAUGACCUGUUAACGUGUUAACGUGUUAAUAUCUGUAUGACCUGGUAACGUGUUAACGUGUUAGUAUCUGUAUGACCUGUUAACGUGUUAAGGUGUUAAUAUCUGUAUGACCUGUUAACGUGUUAACGUGUUGAUAUCUGUAUGACCUUUUAACGUGUUAACGUGUUAAUAUCUGUAUGACCUGUUAACGUGUUAAUAUCUGUAUGACCUGUUAACGUGUUAGUAUCUGUAUGACCUGUUAACGUGUUAACGUGUUAAUAUCUGUAUGACCUGUCGUCUUUAUGAUCUACAGUCAGUGGUGUUGUUGCUUCUGCUGCUGGUGUUAAUAUCUCUGUUAUCAUUGAACUCUGUUCUGUUGUUACAAUAAAGACUGAAAACUCA